UAGCAAAAAAAAUUGCCCAAAAAAUAGCCAAAAAUUUAACAUGCUGUAUAUAUUGCAAUUAAACAAAAUAUCCAAAAUUUUCAAUGAAAUCAAUAUUACCUCUGCCCUAACUUAACAAAUGCUGAGCUAGGUAUAAGUCUGAGUCGGACAGGGCUAGGGUUCCUGAUAGCGCGAUAUGAUUGACCUUCCUGCGGCGGCGGCGAGGGCGACGGCGGAGGCGGAGGCGGAGGCUUUACCCGACGAUGUAUUAUUGCUUGAUUUCUCCAGCGACCCAAACUGUAACCUGGAUGCCCCUACGCCGCAGCUCUUCCAGGAUAUCUUCGACGCAGCCAUUGACGACCCCGGUUCGGCCGUGGAUGGGGAGGAAGAAGAGCUGGAAUGGCUGGCGAACAAGGACGCGUUCCCCCCUUUAGAAACCUCUUUCGACCCAGUUUCACGGCUGCCUUUCCGGCCGCCUUCGAGGGCACGGAGUGGCGGCCGGCGUCGGAGACGCAAGGCGCUGCCGACCUUUCCGCCGUCGACGGCACCGGAGAAGAAGCAGUGCCGGCACUGCAAAGCGGAGGAAACGCCACAAUGGAGGUUGGGGCCGGAAGGACCGAAGACUCUCUGUAACGCGUGCGGAGUGCGGUAUAACUCCGGCCGGCUUGUGCCGGAGUACCGGCCUGCCAACAGCCCCACUUUCUCCGCCGCUAUACAUUCCAAUUCCCACCGCCGGGUCAUGGAAAUACGCCGCCGGAAGUACGGCGGUCGUCGAGGACGGCCGAGGGUCCGGUUGGUUUCCGAAAGUUCCUAAUUUGGUUGGAAUUUCGCUUAUUUUUAGGUAGGGAUUUGUAGAAGAAGAAAAUAUUUGUUUGUGCUCA
Messenger RNA from Dendrobium catenatum, 860 nucleotides. RefSeq names its product GATA transcription factor 7-like. Gene Ontology annotation, biological process: regulation of DNA-templated transcription. The transcript is spliced from 2 exons. Bases 176 to 793 code for a protein of 205 amino acids. Gene Ontology annotation, molecular function: zinc ion binding; sequence-specific DNA binding. Lineage: Eukaryota; Viridiplantae; Streptophyta; Magnoliopsida; Asparagales; Orchidaceae. The record is from RefSeq and is a predicted model, not a curated record.